GAACCCGCGGCGAACCCUCUGAAGGAAUUCCCUCCUAUCGCUCUUUUCCAUAUCCUGGGGAAGUGUCUCGACUGAUAAGGAAGUCGCGACUUAAGAGGGGCCGUGAAAAAGUGCCGAAAGUGAAAAGGGACCACAAAGGAGUCCCCUGGGAUUUCGGGGACCCGAGUUCCCGAGAUAUGUGACGCGAGGGGAGGUCUGACCUCGGAUUUCGGAAUAGUGGAAGAGACCUCUCGGUGUGCGCCGAAAUUAAGCCCAGAUUUUCGGAAAAUCAGAAUUUUCUACGAUGAAGCUGCACGAGAAGAAGGAGUCCGGGAUCCACAGGAUCCAGGAGGUGGUCCUGGAGGAGCUGGACCUGUCCAAGGAGUACAACGUGGAGAAGACCCUGGGGGAGGGUAGCUUUGCGAAGGUCCUGCUGGCGACGCACAGGAGGACGCAGACCAGAGUGGUCCUGAAGGCGGUACACCAGGAGCUGACGACGGAGAAGGACUUCUUCCGGGAGUUCCACUACUCGUACCACCUGAGUCCUCAUCCGAACAUCCUGAGCUCCUACGCGGUGGCCUUCCGGGCGGAGAAGUGCUACGUCUUCGCCCAGGAGUACGCACCCUACGGGGACCUAUCAGGAAACGUCAAGGCAGGUGGAUUGGGGGAGGAAGUGUGCAAAAGGAUAGCCUCGCAGCUCUCCUCGGCCCUGGACUUCCUGCACUCGAAGCAGCUGGCUCACAGGGACGUCAAGCUGGAGAACGUCCUGGUCUUCUCCUCGGACAUGUCCAAGAUCAAGCUCUGCGACUUCGGAUGCACCAGGAGGGAGGGCACCCUCGUCGGGAAGAUCCGGUGCACCUGGGUGCCCUUCCAGCCCCCGGAGAUCUACGAGGUGAUCAGGAACGAGCGGUACACCUGCAAGAGGAGCGCCGACUGCUGGCAGUUCGGCAUCGUCCUCUUCGUCUGCCUGACCGGGAACCCACCCUGGCAGAGCGCCGACCUCAUCCAGGACCCCGACUACUCGGGCUUCCAGAGGUGGCUGAAGAGGCGCACCACCAAGAUCCCUUCCGUCUUCCGGAGGUUCACCCCCAGGAUGCAGAGGUACUUCCGGAGGGUCUUCGAGCACAAGCCCGAGAAGAGGGCCAGCAUCAUGGAGGUGAACAAGUACCUGAAGGACACCUGGUGCGUCGCCAAGCUGAGCCACAGCGCCACCUCCACCUCGGUCGACGUCAGCGAGAGCCUCGCCAGGAGGGGCGACAGUCUCCUCUACCUGGACACCUUGGUGGACGAUCGGAACCACGUCGACGAGAACAAGAACAAGCUGAGGAAGCUGCUCAACAGCUACGGACUGGAGACCACCGUCGACCAGAAGGUCGUAACCAAGAGGAUCUGGGAGUGGGUGAUGCAGUGCGACUCCAGCAUCGGAGACUCCAGCUUGAUCGGCUCCGUCGCCAGCGGGGAGGCCAUGUGAGAGAUGGCCAGGUCGGCCAGCGAGCCCUGCCUCAGGUUCUCCAGGACGCGCAGGACCUUCAGCUUCGACGGCCUGGAGACCACCAGACUGGACCUGGUCUGAGCUCGCGGACAAAUUCCUGGUGCCGAUGACCCGGACGAGGGUGGGGAAUGGGACACACAUCCUUGCGGAUGAUGUUUAUGGACGAUUCUGGCGGAUGUCGCUUAUGGAUGAUCCUUGCGAAUGACGCUAACGAAUGAUCCUUGCGGAUUAUUCCUGCGGAUGGUCCCUGCGGAUGACGUUCAUGGACGCAUAUGGACGAUCCUUGCGGAUGACGUUCACCGACGAUCCUUGAGGAUGAUCCUUGAACACUUACUGAUGAACGAUAAACCGGACUUUCCCCACAAGCCCCGACCAAACCAGGACCCCAAGGAGCCGCGUCCUCGACGUGGUGCAUUUCUCGAGGAUGACCUCGUAGACGCGUUUAGCUUUAAGGACGCGGUGGCGAACCAGGUCCCUUCCUGUCUCGUCGCCGACCCGAAGUGCAGGAAAUCUAGGGUUAUCCUCGUAGCAUACCCGGUUCGGGGGGGGGUCCGCCGUCCGGGAUAAGUUUGACCAUGGUCCACGGAGACAAUAAACAUUUCCAUGAACACUAAAGGACUAUCUAGAGUGCUUAUCGCGCGCAGGCCUUACACGUAGUCUUCGAACAAGAACGACCUCCGGAAGGGAAGCGGCGAGGAGAGUCCUGGAUAAGGAUCAAGAGGAUCCCGGAGGACGAGGACCUUCGGGGGGGGUCCUGCCACGGCGAGCUAGGCUAGAGACGUCUCCGUACCCAAAAUCGUCGUCGAUUAAUCGUCGCCGAUUAAUGAUAACGAGCGGAAUACCUGCAUAUAUUCUUGUAGCGGUUUACGUAAAUCCUCUAGGAGAUUAGAAGAGCUCCAGUUGCGACUUGUAGCCGGAGGAUCCUGUUUUCUAUUUUUUUAAUUAAUUUUCCCCUCCUUCCCGACCCCCUCCCUCCCAGAGGAAACCCGUGAAAAUGAAGGGGAACCUCCGAAAAAAGAAAAACGGGAGGCAGAGGUCCAAGGCGACGCGUCGUCGCCGAUCCCCGAAUUUUAGCCUGGAUCUAGAGCAGCGAUUCCCUUUCUUUUUUUUUUCCUUUUUUUAUUUAAGGACCUUGUAAAUAAUCCUGCGGACUGCCCCAGGGCCGGGAUUUCGGGAAGCAGGAGGAAUUCCGCAGGAUCUACCAGGACUUCCUGCCGAAUUUCCGCGUCGCCGCGAGGACCCAUUUUGCGGCCUCAUGGCCCAUGGCAUUUAAAGGGCGGGAGAAAUCCCGGCGGAAAAUCGGCGGAAACUGUGCGGAAUGGAAAAUAAGGAAAAUGAUAGAUGUAGGAUCGAAAAUAAAGGCGCGACCUCGCGAGAAGCCGGUCCUUUGGCAACCGUGGCCAACUGUAAACGCGGAGAGCCUGCUGUUUGUUGUUACAAUUAAGCGCGGCCAGGUUCCCAGAGAGAGAACCAAGCCGUGCGGCCGAACCGCGCCGGCUCGGCCGCGGCGGGCCCGCCGCCAAGGAAAGCGCGGAAGUCGCCCCCGAACUUGCGAGAAUCGCUCGUCGCUCCACGACCUGAUGAUUAUCAGUGGUUAAACGCGAUUAAUCGUUACGAUUGAUCCGUGCCAAUCGGUGUAUGAUCAUUUAAUUUACGCGCACGUGAUGAUUGGGCCCGAUUUAACUGCGCGGAUUGAAGUUCGCUACGAUUGAUCCGUGCCAAUCGGUGUAUGAUCAUUUAAUUUACGCGCACGUGAUGAUUGGGCCCGAUUUAACCGCGCGGAUUGAAGUUCGCUACGAUUAAUCGACACCUUCUCGCCGGCCGUCCUUGUACACGGGUUUCUACGUUUCUACAGAAGGAAGUUCUUUUAACGAGGGAUAAGGUAUACGUGAGAAUAAUAAAAAAAAGAAGAAAAAAGAAGCGCUAUCUCGCCGGCUCCUCUUCGCUUAGUUUGCCCCCUCGCUUGCGAGGACCACGCGUACACGCAUUUCCCGAAGGAGG
Molecule: messenger RNA, 3472 nt
Organism: Orussus abietinus
Lineage: Eukaryota; Metazoa; Arthropoda; Insecta; Hymenoptera; Orussidae
Gene: meng
Product: serine/threonine-protein kinase SBK1
Exons: 2
Coding region: 284-1450 (388 amino acids)
Biological process (GO): peptidyl-serine phosphorylation; peptidyl-threonine phosphorylation
Molecular function (GO): ATP binding; protein serine/threonine kinase activity
Source: RefSeq, a predicted model, not a curated record